AUGGAUUUUAUUGAACUCAACCCGACAGACGAUGAACACGAACAAUUUUUCGUGGAGCAACAAAAUGAUGAAAAUGAUGGACGACAAUCUACCACCACCACCACCACCAACCCUACAGACGACCAAUUUUUCGUGGAGCAACAAAAUGAUGGACGACAAUCUACUAGCACCGGAAAAAGAAUUAAAUCGUCGAGUUUAUCCGAUUUGAAACUGAAAUUUAAAAUUGCAAGGUUCAACGAUGAAAGAAAAUGUUCCGUGAAAAGUCUUUAUCAUUGUGCCACAUAUUGUCCUCAGCAGCAGCAGCAACAACAACAACAACAACAACAACAAAUGAUAUUCGUCGAAUUUGUCGUACAACCACCACCAGAACAAGGAGAGCAAAUCGAAUCUUUGAGUGCUACCAAUGACGUUCUUUCAUCAUCAUCAUCAUCAUCUUUCACCAUGUAUGAUCAGAUAUCUCCUGUCACGAAUGACGUUCCUUUAACAUCAACAUCGGUCACCAUGUACGAACCGAUAUCUCCUGCUAACAUCACGGAAGACGUUCCUUCAACAUCAUCUUCGAUCUCCAUGUACGAACCGAUAUCACCUGCUAAUAAUAAUAAUAAUAAUAAUAAUAAUACUAAUAAUGCUACGGAAUACGGAUCAAGUCUAGAAUUUCAACCCAAAACACCACUAAUAGAUUUGUCUAUAUUUUCGGAAGACUGGUUGAAUGGUGAUGACAUCGAUUUUAACAAUCUUGAUAUUAUUAAUUUUUGA
Molecule: messenger RNA, 756 nt
Organism: Uloborus diversus
Lineage: Eukaryota; Metazoa; Arthropoda; Arachnida; Araneae; Uloboridae
Product: probable serine/threonine-protein kinase dyrk1
Exons: 2
Coding region: 1-756 (251 amino acids)
Source: RefSeq, a predicted model, not a curated record